Messenger RNA from Empidonax traillii (willow flycatcher), 1597 nucleotides. RefSeq names its product THAP domain containing 1 (gene THAP1). The transcript has 3 exons. Gene Ontology annotation, molecular function: sequence-specific DNA binding. Lineage: Eukaryota; Metazoa; Chordata; Aves; Passeriformes; Tyrannidae. Bases 146 to 877 code for a protein of 243 amino acids. The record is from RefSeq and is a predicted model, not a curated record.
CCGCGCGUCCCGUUCCGUCCCUGUCCGGAGGGUCGCGGCGCGGGGGGGCCCGCGGGGGGCGGCAGGAGCGAUGCGCGCCCGCCGCUGAGGCCGCGGCGCCCCGCCGGCUCGCCCCGCGCCCGCCGAGGCCGCGGGGCCGGGCGGGAUGGUGCAGUCGUGUUCCGCCUACCGCUGCCGGAACCGAUACGACAAAGAGAAGCCCAUCUCCUUCCACAAGUUUCCUCUCACGAGACCCGAUCUUUGCAAGAAGUGGGAAGCCGCCGUCAAGAGGAAAAACUUCAAGCCGACCAAGUACAGCAGCAUCUGCUCAGAACACUUCACCCCCGACUGCUUUAAGAGGGAGUGCAAUAACAAGCUCCUGAAGGAGAAUGCGGUGCCCACAAUAUUCUGUUACACCGAGCCCGGUGAAAAGUCUGAGGAGUUUGCAGAACAGCCAGAAGAUCCUCUGCCACCUCCUCCGCAGCCGCCGCCACCGCCGCCUCCACCACCCCCGCCCCCGCCAGCAGCUCCAGUGCUCCCCCCGCCCCCAUCGACUCCUUUUCACCUGUCCCAGAUAGAUGCCAGGUUUGUGGAUCCCAGCAUCGGAUUGCUGAUGCCUCCUCUCCAGACCCCGAGCAAUCUCGCCGUUUUCUGUGACCAUAACUACACCGUGGAGGAUACGGUCCAUCAGCGAAAAAGGAUUCAGCAGCUGGAGGAGCAAGUGGAGAAGCUGCGGAAGAAGCUCAAGACGGCGCAGCAGCGAUGCCGGCGUCAGGAGAGACAGAUUGAAAAACUGAGGGAGAUUGUUCAGUUUCAGAAGGAAAAGGACAUACUGGCAGGAAAAGGCUAUGUGAUUCUGCCUAAUGACUAUUUUGAAGUCGUAGAAGUACCUGCCUAGAGGUCAUGAACAUCAGUUUUCACUUUGGUAGGCCAAUAAAUUUAGUUUAAAAACUAAAUUCUUUCUAAUUCUGUAUGUAAGACUCUCCAGAAUUCUAAAACAGUAAAUAAGCAGUCGUACAAAUGAGAUAAUAUUUUUAAUUCACUGUCGUUUCAGUUUGAUACGCUUUUAAUACAUUGAAGAUGCACACAUCUCAGAAUUAGAAUAUGAGUGAAUUUACAAAAUCUGAAUUGCUUUACCAUAGGAAAGGAUGCAAGUUGAAUACACCUAGAAAUUUUUUUUUUUUUUUUUUUUUUUACUCUGUCUGUCUUAUGCUUAAAGGGAAUGGAGAUAGAUUGAAUCUGGCUGAGAGUGAAGUUGAGGUGGUUGUACACCUGGUGCUUUGUCAAGGCAUUUAACAUAGGCUUUGGUGAUUCCCCCAGUAAGUAGUUUUCACUUAUUUUUAGAAAGAACAGAAUUAAGUCAGCUAACAACAUCUGCAAGCUUUUUUAACAAGUGCUGCAGAGAGAUAGAUGUGAGAUGCACGUUUCAGUCUGGGAAAACUUCCAACCUCCGUUUGCUAUGCAUUUGAAGGGCUGCGAAAAGUCUAAUUCCUGGAUCCCUUUGGGUGAGGUAUGCAAAUGAACCUCAUCUUUCGGAGUAGCUGCUCAACACACGUGUGCUUUGAGGGUGGAGAGCUGUAGAAGCAGCUUUUGAGAAGUGUUGGGGCGGAACUGAACA